AUGGACAUAGGCUCCCGACCCAGGCUGAAAUCAAGGAAUAAGAUUAAAUUUGAAGGGGCGGAACAGUAUCCCCAUGUCCUUCAGUUUUAUUCUUGUCCACCUAUAGAAACUAUUUCGUUGCAGGAAUUUGAAGAAUUCGCAGUAGAGCGAUUGAAAGUUUUAAAGGCAUGUGAAAGUGCUGGUAUUAAACAUAUAAGAGGUACUGAAGCUUACACUGAAUUGAUGAUUAAAGAAAUCAGAAAAACUAAAUUCAAAGGAAAAGAAAAUGUAACACAAGAAGAUAUAUAUUGUAGAAGAAUAGAUCAUAUUUCACACUUUAUAUUGCGUCUUGCAUAUUGUAGAUCAGAAGAAUUAAGAAGAUGGUUUUUACAGCAAGAACUUGAUUUGUUUAGAUUCCGUUUUCAAAAUGAAAGCAUACAUGGUAGUGAAGAAUUUUUGAAGCUGAAUAAUUUAGAUUAUUCACCUAUUCCAAGAGAAGAGAAAGAAAAAAUAAGUGGAGAAUUGGCCCAUUCAAUAUGUUCUGGUCAAGUUUCCACAUUAGAUUUUUUUAAGGUUUAUUUCACAGAUGCAUUGGAUCUAGUUAAGUCAAGAAAAGUAUUUUUAAAAGAUGGAUAUGCCUAUGUUGUCCGUGAAGAUUUGAUUUCCAUAUUAUUAUCUGUAUAUAGAGCUAAAUUAAGUAGAGCCUUAUCACAAACAGCAAGAGCUUUACCCCAUCUAGAAGAAGAUGAUAGAUUAUUACCUAUGUUAUGUGGAUUGAGUAAGAGAUAUUUAGGACAAGAUUAUACUAAUAAAAAACCAGCAGCAGGUCAAAUAACAGCUGAUAUGAUAGAUACUCUUUCUAAAAAAUCAUUUCCAUUAUGUAUGCAACAUUUACAUCAAACUUUGAAACGUGAACAUCAUUUAAAACAUGGUGGAAGAAUGCAAUAUGGACUAUUUCUAAAAGGUAUUGGUGUAUCAUUAGAGGAAGCUAUGAAAUUCUGGAAAAGUGAAUUUAUGAAGUUGAUAGAUGGAGAUAAGUUUGAUAAACAAUAUUCAUAUAACAUUCGCCAUAAUUAUGGAAAAGAAGGUAAAAGGGCUGAUUAUACACCAUACAGUUGUAUGAAGAUUAUAAUGUCUAAUGCACCAGGCCCUGGGGAUACUCAUGGUUGCCCGUUCAGACAUUUUGAUCCUGAAUUGUUGAAACAGAAAUUAAAAUCUAAUGGUUUGGGUAAAGAUGCUCUUGAAGAGGUAAUAGCUACAACUAAAAAAGGUCAUUAUCAAGUAGCUUGUUCUAAAUAUUUUGAAUAUAUUCAUGGUGGAAUAGCCCUAGAUUCCGAUAUACAGACUUUUCAACAUCCCAAUCAGUAUUUUGAGGAAAGUCAAAAAAGAGUCAGUGGAGAAAAGGGUAAGAAACUCUUCCGAUCUAAUAAUACUCUUCAUUGUUGUAAUAUUUCCCUAGUAUGA
Molecule: messenger RNA, 1443 nt
Organism: Lottia gigantea (owl limpet)
Lineage: Eukaryota; Metazoa; Mollusca; Gastropoda; Lottiidae
Exons: 11
Coding region: 1-1443 (480 amino acids)
Biological process (GO): DNA replication, synthesis of primer
Cellular component (GO): alpha DNA polymerase:primase complex
Source: RefSeq, a predicted model, not a curated record